Messenger RNA from Penicillium griseofulvum, 912 nucleotides. RefSeq names its product histidinol-phosphatase. Lineage: Eukaryota; Fungi; Ascomycota; Eurotiomycetes; Eurotiales; Aspergillaceae. The transcript has 4 exons. Gene Ontology annotation, cellular component: cytoplasm. The record is from RefSeq and is a predicted model, not a curated record. Gene Ontology annotation, molecular function: histidinol-phosphatase activity. Gene Ontology annotation, biological process: L-histidine biosynthetic process. Bases 1 to 912 code for a protein of 303 amino acids.
AUGCCAUUCUCGCAUCACAGCCAUUCGGGCCAAUUCUGCCCUGGCCAUGCCCAGAACCCCCUGGAGGAUAUUAUCAAAACUGCUAUCAAUAAGAAGAUGCAAGUCUUCUGUCUGACUGAGCAUAUGCCCCGCCAUAAAGAAGAUUUCUACCCCGAGGAAUUUGAAUCUGGCACUACCGAAGAAAGCCAUGCUGCAAAUGAAGCCGCAUACUGGAAGGAAGCAGUCUCUCUCCGCGAGAAAUACGCCUCCCAGAUCAAGAUCAUCAUUGGCUUCGAGGGUGACUGGAUCCGACCCGCCUCUAAAGAUUUGAUCGAGCGCUCACUUUCCCGGUUUCCAUUUGAAUUCUUCAUUGGCUCAGUUCAUCAUAUGCACACUAUUCCAAUCGACUAUGACCGACCUAUGUACGAACAAGCUCGAGAGCAAGCCGGCGGAACAGAUGAGCGACUAUUCGAGGACUACUUCGAUGCCCAAUUAGAUAUGUUGGAGCAACUCAAACCACUCGUUGUGGGACAUUUUGAUUUAAUUCGUCUGAAGAGCGAUGACAUGGAGCGCAGCUUUACUACCUGGCCUGGUGUCUGGAGUAGAAUUCUACGGAAUUUGGACUUUAUUGCCUCGUACGGUGGUAUCCUGGAGCUCAAUUCGGCUGCAUUGCGCAAGGGAAUGACUGAACCGUAUCCCAAAGCGGAGAUUUGCAAGGAAUUUGUGGCACGUAAGGGCCGCUUCUGUCUGUCUGAUGACAGCCAUGGCAUCAACCAGGUUGCUUUGAACUUCCGCCCUGUGCUUGAUUUCUUGGAUCGUGCUGGUAUUUCAAAGCUACAUUAUCUACAAUUGGAAACGUCGUCAUCUCCGCCCGAUUCUCGGUUUCCUAAUACCCAUAUUGCGGAGAUUUCAGUGGAAGACACUGUCAAGUAA